Molecule: messenger RNA, 480 nt
Organism: Lactuca virosa
Lineage: Eukaryota; Viridiplantae; Streptophyta; Magnoliopsida; Asterales; Asteraceae
Source: the annotation of a GenBank genome assembly
AUGAAGAAAAAGGGAUCAUUUAACAUUUAUCCAACUGAUAAGGAGAAGAAUCUGUUUUAUCUGCUGUGCCAAGUUAUUCCUCAUUUUAAUCUUGAAACCCAGCUUCGUGUUGCUGGUGGGUGGGUGAGGGACAAACUCUUAGGGCAAGAGUGCAAUGACAUCGAUAUUGCCAUUGAUAACAUGUUAGGGCAUGACUUUUGUAUGAAGGUGAACGAAUAUUUGGCUUCUACAGGAGAAGAAAGAAAAGAAUUCAUUGAGAUUCGAAGCAAUCCAGACAAAUCCAAGCAUUUGGAAACAGCAAGAAUGCGUAUCUGGAUUGAUUUUGUCAACUUGAUUACACCCAAUUCCAAAACAGCAGAAUUCCAAGUAUGCGAUUUGGUUCUGCAGAAGAGGAUGCAUAUCGAAGGGAUCUUACCAUUAAUAGCUUGUUUUAUAACAUCCAUACAUGUGAAGUUGAAGAUUUCACAGGAAGAGGAUUAG